AUGGGGCAAAGUCCAAGCUCUAUAAGGAGUAAGGGCAGCCGAAAGUCCUUUCGAGGGUUUGUGCGGCGCUCGAAAUUAAAUAAGUCCAGUUUAAGUCAUGCAUUCAACUUGCCGCCCUCAGAGGAAUAUCCAGAGUUGAUGAAUAUUAAUACGGCUACUGAGGAACAGCUAAUGACUCUGCCAGGAGUAAGUAGACAGCUGGCGCGGGAAAUCGUUAGACAUCGCCAGAUGAUCGGUCGUUUCAAGCGAGUUGAUGACCUUGCUUUAGUAUCAGGUAUUGGUGCAGAAAAAUUAGAGUUACUAAGACCAGAAAUAUGUACAAAUAUAAGGAGACAAGUAUCUAGAGCAAGCUCAUGUACACAUUCACUAGAUAGCUUCCGAUUGUCUAUGGAAACUAAACUAUGUUCUGUUAAUUCCUCCAGUGUGUUCCAAUUGCAAUGUGUACCAGGCCUCAACCAAGAGCUAGCUGCAAAUAUAGUUGAUUAUAGGGAUAAAAAAGGACCCUUUAAAUCUCUAGAUGACUUAAUAAAAGUCAGAGGCAUAGAUAUUGUGAGACUAAGUGGUGUGAAACCGCACUUAAGUUUAGAUUUAAGAAAAAGUGAGAGUGAGCAACAUUUGCCAAAUGGUCAUGUAAAUGGAUGGACAGAUGCUUCUUUAAAUGGAUCAUUAAUAAGUAGUGAAUUGAAAACACCAGUGUCACCAAGCCGAAAGAGCUUUACAAUGCCUGUUAAAUUUCCUUUAACGCUACCAAAUGGAUUUGCUGCAGCACCUGUUAAUGAUAUUUUAGACUUGUUAUCAGCGUACUCACAUAGACCAGUGGUAAGGGAAGAUUUUAUGUAUGAAAGAGAUGGUGUUAGAUGUUGUCGUCUUGCAUCAUGGAAUAUUCACCAGUUAACAAUAGAAAAGGUGAUAAAUCCUGGAGUAAGGGAAGUGAUGUGUCGGACAAUAUUAGAAAAUAAGUUGUCCGUAAUAGCUAUACAAGAUGUUGUAGAAACGGAUGCAAUAAAAAUGAUAUGUGAAGAGUUAAAUGCACCAACUAUAAGACGAGUUAGAGAGUGGAAGAUAAAUAGUCAAAAUUGGGAAUAUUGCAUACCACAGAGUGCUGAUUGUCGCUCCCUCUGCUUCAUAUAUGAAAACAGUAAUGGCAACAACAAAAGUGUGACGAUAGAGGAUGUUGCGACGGACCAGCUCCAUCUGGUGGUGAAUUGUGAUGUUAAGAAGCUGGUGGAAAUGCUGGAUGAUCUGCGAAGUGAUAGAUUCAACACCAGCACGCAAGCGUUCCUUAUAUGCGGCCGGCCUAUAAUUUUGGUAAACGUGCACUGCAAGGAGACGCUGGACGAAGAAGACUGCAGAAGGUUGAAGGAAGUUGUUGAUGCGGCAUCCGCCAUUAAGCUACAACUAGCGCUCAUGGGCGAGUUUCUUACUUGGGGAAAUGUGCAAUCGUUACAAAACUGCGAAUCAUUGCUGAACGAAGAAGCAAAGACCACAGUGGAUGUAAAUACGAUGGGUAAAAGCUCUGUUCUGUGCCCAGGGAACAUAGAAAGCAAUUUUAAUGGCCAUUCGGGGACUAUUAAAUCUGGUCUGUGCCAUCUGGCAAUACCGCGCGGCUGGUCCUGGGGCGGCCCAGCUUCCCCAUAUUGCCCUAUUUGGACCGAGAUCAAAGUACCCGAUUGA
Pieris macdunnoughi is the source of this 1674-nucleotide messenger RNA. NCBI's taxonomy places the organism in Eukaryota, Metazoa, Arthropoda, Insecta, Lepidoptera, Pieridae. The record is from the annotation of a GenBank genome assembly.